Messenger RNA from Neodiprion virginianus, 1256 nucleotides. It is a transcript of the gene Surf6, whose product is annotated as surfeit locus protein 6 homolog. Lineage: Eukaryota; Metazoa; Arthropoda; Insecta; Hymenoptera; Diprionidae. Gene Ontology annotation, molecular function: DNA binding; RNA binding. The coding region runs from base 243 to 1151 and encodes 302 amino acids. The transcript is spliced from 4 exons. Gene Ontology annotation, cellular component: nucleolus. Gene Ontology annotation, biological process: ribosomal large subunit biogenesis; ribosomal small subunit biogenesis. The record is from RefSeq and is a predicted model, not a curated record.
CGGGCCUGAGAGAGCUCACGCUCGUCUUUCCGUGAUAUAGGUUUUUGACACUAAUUUUCGAGGGCGCUAAUACACUGGAGACACGAGAAGUGCAAGCGUGGGCUCUCUCAGGCUUCUGUCUGCUUCUCUCUCGUACGUUUCGCGAUUUGACCACGCCGCGGCGACUGCUGUUCGUCAUCGUCAUUAUAUUUACAAGCUGCAGGAGGUGCACGUGAAAUUUUGUGGUUAAAAGGAAAGACAAGAUGCAGUUAACAGAGACGCGUAAGGCUAAAUCAUUCGACGUGAAGUUGGCGAAGCAGAUAUUGAUAAGGGAAAAUAAGUACAUAACAGAUUUGUUCUCCCGUAUGCCUAUACCAUACUCUGCCCUGCACAAAAACGAUGAAUUCCAAGACGAUGAUGCCGACGACGAGCAACAAACCGAUGACAGAGAAAAGAUGUUUUCGGCUCUGGGAUCAGGCACGUCGAGAGCGAAUACGUUAAUAGAGUUGCAUGAAAAAUUGGAACAGUUGAAAGGAAAGCGAUUGGAUUAUAAAGCGAAACUUUUGAAAAAGGGCCUGAAAAAUAGACUGAAGAAAAAAAGUAAAAAAGAAGAGAGAUUGAUGCAGAAAAAACUGGCCAAGACAGAGUUGGCUGCAGCUGGGGGUGCUAAAGCGAAGCACGAGAACGGAGAUGUGCCCAAGUUCACAAGACCGAAACCAAUUUUCAAUUCGGAAGGUAAAAUGGUCUUCAGUAAAUUCGACUUCUCAGAAAUCGGUGCUAAAAAAGUACAGCCCAAAGUAGACAAGGAUCCCAAAAAGAUUCUGCAAAAGUUGGAAAAACAGAAGUUGAAGAUAAACGAACUACAGCAAGCUGGAAAAAAAGAUGCGGCCGAUGAACUUCAGGAGAGACAAGCUUGGAAAACUGUUCUAGCCAAGGCAAGUGGGGAAAAAGUCAAGGAUAAUCCAGAGUUAUUGAAAAAAUCAGUCAAAAAAGAAGAGCAAAAAAGGAAACACAGCGCUAAAAAAUGGGAGGCUCGAAAAGAAAAGGUUCAGAAAUCGCUGGAAGAGAAACAACAAAAAAGACAAGAAAACAUUAACAAACGAAAAAGGGAAAACAAAAUAAACAACCUGAAGAGAGCUUCUAAGAAGGGUCGAAUCAUACCUGGAUUUUGAAUAGCUUUCUUUGAAUCAUCAACUUAGCACAAGAAUUGUCACUGUAUGUAACAAAAGCGUUAUGAGAUCAAGUAACGUGGUUCAAAUAUAUUAUCAUGUUCGCAA